AUGACGGCGGGGUGCGAACUCUGGAAGAGUUGCGCCCGAUGGAUGCGGGAUCUGGGAUUAAUUGGAACCACUGAUGAGAAUGGCACAAUGUUGGAGUUUGCAUCAAUAUUGAGAGAUGGCGUGCUUCUCUGUCGUUUGGCCAACACCUUGAUUCCCGAUUCGACCAUCAUCUCAGAAGUCAACAAGCCUGUGCAGAUGUCUCAAUUCACCUGCUCGAAAAAUAUCAUCAAAUUUUUGGAAGUUUGCAAGUUGUUGAACAUCAAGGAGGAGGAUUUAUUCGUGCCGCAUGAUUUAUUCUUUAUGACAGGCUUCCAAAAAGUCCUGCGAACUUUAUCUCUACUGUCCCAUACUCCGGAAUCCCUUUCAAAGGGUGUAGCACCCUUUCCUGAACUCGAUGCAACCUUACAGCCCGGUCCGUCGAACACGUUGGAGCAAAAAGUGGAAGAAGAGGACAUUUAUCAGUCCCUGACGGAAAACAUUGAAAAUAUCGAUCCGGACCAAACUAUCUAUGGGCCAAUUACUAGCGGUGAAGAUCAAAAGAAGGAACAGCUUUACGAUCAUAUCGUAAUGACCAAAAAGAACAGCAUUAAUGAGAAUGACGUUUCGCCGUCAAUGCAACGCAUGCGAUGCAUUCAGGAAUUGUUCGACACGGAAAAGAACUAUGUUGAGACGGCGCUUCGAAUCAUCAUUGAGAAGUUUUAUAUCCCAUUGAGGAACAAGAUUCCGGACGACAAGUAUGAGACCAUCUUCUCCAACAUUGAAAGAAUUAUGGAGCUCCACAAGCUUAUUCUUGAGGAUCUUUAUUACCCCGUACAACAAGCUCUUGGACGAACUGAGAUUGUCGCCCGUCCGAAUUCCCUUACCGCUGCUCCACAAUUUAUUGGAGAGGUCUUUGUAAAACACCGUGAUGGUCUUCUCGAGUAUGGACAAUACUGCAGCAACUUGAUGGAAAGCCGCAAGACUACUAACAAGUUGAUGGAAUCGGAUCCAGUCAUCAAGAACAUGAUCCUUGACUGCACCAACUUCGAGAAUAACCAAUUCAGCAUGCAAGACUUGCUUACUGUUCCAUUCCAAAGGAUCACAAAGUAUCCACUCCUCAUUCGGGAGCUUAUUAAGAAGACCGACGUUGGAAACCCAGAGCGCACAUCGCUUUGCGAUGCGCAAGAAAUUUUGGAUGAUGUCUGCGAAUAUAUUAAUGAUAUGACUAGAGACAAGGAAACUCAAAAGUUUAUUGAUGAGAUUGAGGAGAGCAUUGUGGACUUGGCGAUGCCCGACGGUGUGCGCUUGCGGGACUAUGGUCGAGUCAAUUUUGACGGCGAGGUCAAGAUGGUCGAAUCGACGGCGACACAGGUCGGCAAGCAAAAGAAUCGUUUCAUUUUCAUCUUCGACAAGAACACCAGCUACACCUACAAGAAUGCGUUUGUGAUCAACGAACUUUCAGUCGACAUGAAUGUGUCAAUUGACACCCGAUCGAGUGGAACGAUCACCAGAAGAACACAACAUGUGAUCCACUUGUACCGCGAUCGCACGGAGAACAAUGAAGUGGUUCACAUCACGCUGUACUUUAAGCAUGAGGCUCCACGUCAAAAGCUUCUUAAUGCGUUCCUCCUUGCCAAAGAGAAUGUUUCACCGACAGAACUGAUCAAGGAUUCAAAUCACAAGGUGACAUUCACAAACUUCAUUGUCGAUCUAAACCGCCCAGAAGUGUGCGGAGUGUGUCAGAAGUUGAUGAAGGGCUUGUAUUAUCAAGGAUAUAAGUGCAAUAAUUGUCACCUGUCAAUGCACAAAAGCUGCUUGGGGCUGAAGAAAUGCGAAGCAGUUCGCCGAUCAUCAGAGAACAGAAUCUCCCACAGCUUCAACGCGAAUCGUCCGAGAAAAGCUUUUUUUUGGUUUUCAGUCUUCAAAGGAGAGGUAGUGAUUGCGAAUACGAGCUUCACCCCAUCGGAUCCGACGUUUUUGCAAUUCCGCAAAGACGAUCAAAUCGAAGUAAUUCAAGUGCAGUCAGGAAACCGUUUCACCGGCUGCGUGGUGAACAAUCGCUCGCGCACCGGAUUGGUGAACAUGGAUCGCGUGACGAAAGCCAGGUCGACAUCGAUGAUCGGCUUGAAUCCAGCGAUGGAUAGUCCAGCUGGUUCGAUAUUUGGACGCAUUGAUCGCAAAGAGAGCACGAUGCUACCGAAUCGUCAAGAUUCGAUUCUCUCGGAUGGUUCAAUUUCCAGAAGCAGUUUUGCCAGCCGCUCGCGCAGCUCGACAUUGGGUAGGACCCCGUUACAGCAAGAUUAUGUCAAUACUGUGAUUUCGGAAUAUCCGUGGUAUUUGGGCGAAAUGGAAAGAAUCAAGGCGGAAAGCAUCCUCAGAGAGACACCUAAUGGAACGUUCCUCGUCCGUUUUAGCAAGAAUCGCAAUCAAACCGCCAUCAGUGUUAGCUAUGAGCAUGAGGUAAAACACAUGAUAAUCGAGGAGACCGACGACGGAAAAAUGUUUCUCGAUGAGGGCUACAUUUUCAAUUCCGUUGUGGAACUCGUCCAAUAUUACCGCGAACAUAAUUUGAUUGAGAUCUUCCAAGGCCUCAACACCACUCUCAAGUACCCAUACCUCCACUGCAAGAUCUUCCGUGCAAUUCACGAUUAUGAAGCGACGCAGCCAGCGCCUGAAGGAAAAUUCCUAUCCCUUCGCAAAGGUGAUAUUGUGUUGCUCAUCGAUACGGUUGGAGAGGAUCGAGGAUGGUGGAAGGGACAGUGUAACAACCAGAGUGGAUUCUUUCCAUUGUCCUAUGUGCAGCCGGUAACCGACGCCGAGUCUAAUGGAAGCACUAGCCAAACCCUCACUCAUCAGAGCUAG
This is a messenger RNA of Caenorhabditis bovis, 2841 nucleotides long. The record is from the annotation of a GenBank genome assembly. Lineage: Eukaryota; Metazoa; Nematoda; Chromadorea; Rhabditida; Rhabditidae.